AUGCACGCCAGCACCAUCAUCUUCGGUCUCAUUGGCCUCGCCAGUGCCCAGACACUCAAAAUUCCCACCCGUGUUGGCAACAUUGUCUCUCUCCCUUCUCCCAGUGUGAUCAAGGGCAAUGUUGAUCUCGGCAACCGGGAGUACGACCGUGGUCGUCCCUGCAACAGCGACAAGGAUACCGGCUCCUCCAGUGCCGUGUUCGUCCUGGAGAACGGAGCUUCCCUGAGCAACGUGAUCAUUGGAAAGAACCAGCUCGAGGGCAUCCACUGCAAGGGAUCCUGCACUCUGACCAACGUCUGGUUCCGUGACGUCUGCGAGGACGCCAUUUCCAUCCUCGGAACCGGAAAUGCUCUCAUCAAGGGCGGUGGUGCCCAGGAGGCCAAGGACAAGGUUGUGCAGCACAACGGCGUCGGAACCGUCACCAUUGAUGGAUUCACCGUUGUGAACGCCGGCAAGCUGUACCGUUCAUGCGGUAACUGCAGCAACAACAAGAGCAAGAGCCCCCGCAAGGUCGUGGUCAAGAACGUCAAGGCCAACAACGUGGGUACCUUGGUUGGAAUCAACUCCAACUACGGCGAUCAGUCGUCAAUCAGCGGCGUCUGUGGAUCUGGCGUCAAGCACCUGUGCGAGGAGUUCGAGGGAGUGGAUAAGUCCGCAGGCAAGGAGAGCCCCAAGCUGAAGACGACUGCUUCCUGCAAGGGACAGACCUCUGUUUCUUCUUGCUAA
Penicillium expansum is the source of this 726-nucleotide messenger RNA. RefSeq names its product pectate lyase. The record is from RefSeq and is a predicted model, not a curated record. Bases 1 to 726 code for a protein of 241 amino acids. Lineage: Eukaryota; Fungi; Ascomycota; Eurotiomycetes; Eurotiales; Aspergillaceae. The transcript is spliced from 3 exons. Gene Ontology annotation, molecular function: pectate lyase activity. Gene Ontology annotation, cellular component: extracellular region. Gene Ontology annotation, biological process: pectin catabolic process.